This is a messenger RNA of Rosa chinensis, 1730 nucleotides long. RefSeq names its product MATH domain and coiled-coil domain-containing protein At3g58370. NCBI's taxonomy places the organism in Eukaryota, Viridiplantae, Streptophyta, Magnoliopsida, Rosales, Rosaceae. The record is from RefSeq and is a predicted model, not a curated record. Gene Ontology annotation, molecular function: protein binding. The transcript has 3 exons. The coding region runs from base 37 to 1269 and encodes 410 amino acids.
CUAAUUUCUGUGUGAAGUAGGUCCUAGUAGCCCAGAAUGAAGACCAAGCAAGAGAAGGAGGACCUUGUAUCGGGUACAUUCACAUGGAAAAUCAACGACUUCUCCAAGCUCAAGGACGACAAGCUUUACUCUCAGGAUUUCAUCAUUGCCGGUCUUAAAUGGCGGAUUAUUAUAAAUCCAAAGGGGAAUGAGGUAAAUCUCGUCAAGCACUUGUCAAUUUAUCUGGGUGUUGAUGUCACUUCAAAAUGGCCAUCUGGGUGGUCUAAGUAUGCCUACUUCAGCUUGACAGUCGUUAAUCAAUUUGACGGCAAGAAGUCAGUGUCGGUGCCUAUGACCGGAACUGUCCGACAGGAGUUCAACAAAGACCAGAAUGAGUGGGGCGUUAAACCAUUCAUGCGUCUCAGUGAUCUUUAUGAUCACAGUGCAGGUUAUCUUGUGAAUGAUAUAUGCAUUAUUCAAGCCAAGGUUGAUGUGCCAGUUAUGUUUGAUGUGCCAAGUAUGGUUGAUGUGCCAAUUAAGAUUGAGAGUCAAGGAGACGAUCUUUAUGCAAUUAGGGAGUCCUUGGAGAUACUGCAGGAACCUUCAAAUGUGAAUUCUGUCCAAUAUCCAGCCUCUUCAGCAGCGCCUGAGGCACCACGCUCUGAAAUGUUGCCUAUCUUCCAAGGUACAUUAGCACUAGGUUCUGAACAAGUUGGCCUCAAACUUAAUCAUGGUAGAUGUGCUGUACCUUCUCUAGUCAAGGAACAUGGAGAAGUCCUCACCAUCCCUACGGGAGAGCUUAUAAAUUUUAGGGGACUUGGACUAAUAGAGAAAGCUUUUGUUCCCCUAUUAGAGGAAGUCUGUUUGUGGUACCCUUCAUUGAUUGAGAGCCAACACAACAAAAGUCGAAUGUUUACUGAAUGUGCAUUCACAGCUUUGGGUCGGCUCCUGCAUUUUCUGCAGACAACAAAGGUCAAGGAUAUGACCGAAGAUGCCUGUGGUCAGCUUCGACUUUUCUGGGAGGAGCUUGAAACCUUCAAAUUUGGCUUGGCUUGGCUGGAGCCUCAGGUGCAGUCUGCUUUUGACAAGAAGAAGUUUGUGGAAAGGGCAGGGAGAGUGAAAAGACUGAAGGAGGAUGUGGAAUGCUUGCAGAAUGAAACGAAGAGGCGGAAGGCUAUGCUGACUGUUACUGAGUUAGAUCUUCAGCUAGCAAAGAGAGACUUGGCAAAGGCGGAAGAAGGUUUCAAUGAGAUUGAAAUGGAUUGUAAGCUUGGUUAUGGGAGGUGUUAGCCUUACUGUACAAUUUUGUUUUUGGAUGCGUAUCAGCUGCAGGAUAGUUAUGUGCAGUAUAGAAGUUUAAAGUUUGUACAACUAGGACUUACGCAGGACAGGUAUUGGAAAGCUUCUCGUGGUAUGGGCAUUAUCUCCUUCCAGAUUGAUAUUUCUACAUGCAGGAUUCAACACUUCAAAGAUUUGUUUCAAUUUAUGCUUUCGUAUAUUUGUGGUCCUGUAUUGGGCUAUCUUGCCUUUUCUUUUGUUGGAGUCCAAGUCUGUGACACUGCGGAAGUAAUUUAAACUGUUCAAUAGGAAGACUUGCAAUACAGCGAUGCAUUCUGCCUCUACUAUAUCACUUGUGCAUGGGAUUUUUUCUUCUGUGAGUCUGUCAGCACCAACAUAACAUACUUUUUAUGACAUUUAUGUUUUUACAUUUGUGAGUCUUUCGUUCCUUACAUAUAUCAGCGAAUUUUCAU